Molecule: messenger RNA, 5071 nt
Organism: Triticum aestivum (bread wheat)
Lineage: Eukaryota; Viridiplantae; Streptophyta; Magnoliopsida; Poales; Poaceae
Exons: 23
Coding region: 202-4584 (1460 amino acids)
Source: RefSeq, a predicted model, not a curated record
UCCUCUCUCCCGCCGCACCGUGCGCACUGAAUCCCAUUCGCUAACUGAAGAGUGGAAAGCAAACAACCAUCACCAAACCCCAGCCCCGACGGCCCACCUCGCCGUCUCCGGCGAUCGCCGUCGCCGCGCUGGCCUUGAUCCCAACCCCAACCCUGCCCCUAUUACCGCCCGUGGCGCUCGUACUCUGAUGCUUCCCACCCCAUGGCCCACCACAUUCCCCGUCCCCUUCCCCUUCCCCUUCGUCGCCGCCUCCACCACCUCUUCCUCCUUGCCCUUCUCGCCGUCGCAUCAGGUAACCCUAGCCCCGGGGUGUACGAUCGGGGGGCCGAGGAAGCGGAGGCGUACUCGAUCCUGACAUUUCACGACUACACACCGCCGCCUCCCCCAGCGCUGCCGCCCCCGCCUGCCGCCCCGGCGGCGACCUGCGCCGGCGACCUCGGUGGCGUGGGCGACCUCGACACGCGCUGCGUAGUCCCCGCGUCCGUGCGGCUCGACGGCGGCGGCGUCUUCAUCGGCGGGAAUGGCAGCCUCCAGCUCCUGGACGGUGUCUCUGUCACCUGCCAGAGGCCAGGGUGCGUUGUCUCCGCCAAUUUGUCUGGUGAUAUCCGCUUCGGCCAUGGCGCCCGUGUCGUAGCCGGAUGGGUCUCUCUCGCGGCCACCAACAUCACUCUCGGCAACGACGCCGUUAUCGACACCACUGCGCUUGCCGGCAACCCGCCGGAUAAGACCAGCGGCGUACCCACCGGGACAUAUGGAGAUGGUGGUGGGCAUGGUGGCCGCGGCGCAAGCUGCUACGUCAAUAAGGGGCAAACGCAGGAGGACUCGUGGGGUGGCGAUACCUAUGCCUGGUCUGAGCUCAAGACCCCGAAUAGCUAUGGGAGCAAAGGGGGAUCUACUAGCGUUGAGAAGGACUAUGGUGGCGGGGGUGGCGGAGUAGUGUGGUUGUUUGCAGAUGAAAUUGUCAUGAAUGGAACAGUUAUUGCAGAUGGCGGUAAUGGUGGCACCAAGGGUGGGGGUGGCUCCGGGGGAAGCAUCUAUCUUAAGGCUGCAACCAUGCAAGGCGGUGGCAAAAUAAGUGCAUGUGGAGGCAACGGUUUGUCUGGGGGAGGUGGAGGACGUGUUUCUAUUGAUGUUUUCAGUAGGCAUGAUGACACUCAUUUUUUUGUUCAUGGGGGGAGGAGUUCAGGAUGUCCAGACAACGCAGGAGCAGCUGGGACACUUUAUGAAGAAGUACCUAAGAGUAUUACUGUUAGCAACAAUAACUUGAGCACACAAACUGAUACAGUUUUUUUAGACCCCCCAUAUGAGCCACUCUGGACAAAUGUUUUUAUCAAGAAUCAUGCAAAAGUUUCUCUGCCGCUGCGCUGGAGUCGUCUUCAGGCACAAGGACAAAUUAGUCUUCUAUCUCGGGCUACUCUAACUUUUGGCCUGACACAUUACCCUUAUUCAGAGUUUGAACUAUUGGCUGAGGAACUUCUUAUGAGUGAUUCUACAAUACAGGUCUUUGGUGCUCUACGAAUGUCCGUAAAGAUGCUCCUUAUGUGGAACUCUAGGAUGGUUAUUGAUGGUGGCAGAGAUUCAGGAGUUGCAACUUCUUUACUGGAAGGAAGCAAUUUGAUAGUUCUGAGGGAAUCAUCAGUGAUACAUUCUAAUGGUAAUCUUGGAAUUCAUGGUCAAGGCGUUCUGAAUUUAUCCGGAAAUGGAGACACAAUUGAGGCACAACGUCUUAUUUUAUCACUAUUCUACAACAUACUGGUUGGACGUGGAGCUGUUCUACGGGGCCCACUUAUAAACGCGAGCGGUGAUGAUGUGGCCCCAAAGUUGAAUUGCGAAAAUGAGAGUUGUCCUAUGGAAAUUUUUCAUCCGCCCGAGGAUUGCAAUCUGAAUUCUUCCUUAUCUUUUACUCUACAGAUAUGCCGUGUUGAAGAUAUUGAUGUGUCUGGCCUUGUGCAAGGAACUGUCAUAAAUUUUAAUAGAGCAAGAAAUGUCACCAUACAGCGACAUGGGAGCAUUAGUGCAACAGGAUUAGCAUAUUUUCCAUGGUGGCUAGUUAUAGCUGGGAGGCAGACCUCGUUGCAGCGGCGUGAGAUUUUCUGCUGCCGAGGUGGAAUUGGACGAGGAGGAAUGUUAAGCAGCGGCCUUAGUGGUGGGGGUGGGCAUGGUGGUAAAGGCGGGGACGGUUUUUACAGCGGCAAGCAUUCAGGUGGUGGAGCUGCAUAUGGUAGUGCUGAUUUGCCUUGUGAACUUGGCAGUGGCAGUGGUAAUGUCAGUACAACAUCUUCAACAGCUGGUGGUGGUAUAAUAGUGAUGGGUUCUUUGGAGCAAUCUCUGCCUAUUCUCUCUCUCUCUGGUUCAGUGGAAGCCAACGGUGGCAGUUUCACUCGUGUGGUGACUCAUGCUGCAAAUGGAGGACCUGGUGGUGGUUCUGGGGGCACAAUUCUUCUAUUUGUGCGGACUUUAUCUUUAGAGAACAGCUCAGUACUUUCUAGUGUUGGUGGGGUUGGAAGCAAUGGUAGUGGUGGAGGUGGAGGCGGUCGCAUUCACUUCCACUGGUCCGACAUUCCCACUGGAGAUGACUAUGUUCCUUUUGCAACUGUCAAAGGAUCAAUACUUGCGAGAGGAGGAAUUGUCGAAGGCCGAGGUUUUCCUGGUGAGAAUGGCACAGUUACAGCAAAAGAUUGCCCGAAAGGUCUUUAUGGUACAUUUUGCAAGGAGUGUCCUGUAGGAACAUACAAGAACAUUACUGGGUCUUCUAAUUCCUUGUGUUCUCCAUGCCCUGCAUAUGAGCUCCCUCAUCGGGCUAUUUACAUGCAUAUCCGAGGAGGUGUCGCUGAAACCCCAUGCCCAUACAAAUGUGUAUCAGAUAGAUAUCGUAUGCCUCACUGUUUUACUGCUCUUGAAGAGCUAAUAUACACUUUUGGUGGACCUUGGUUCUUUGGCUUGCUUCUUUCAGGCCUUCUUGUUUUAUUGGCUCUUGUUUUGAGUAUUGCUCGGAUGAAAUUUGCUGGUACUGAUGAGUUUCCUGGACCAGCACCAACUCAACAUGGCUCCCAAAUUGAUCACUCUUUUCCCUUCCUAGAAUCACUGAAUGAGGUAUUGGAAACAAAUAGGGCCGAAGAAUCUCACUGCCAUGUGCACAGGAUGUUUUUCAUGGGCCCAAAUACCUUCAGUGAACCUUGGCAUCUCCCGCACACGCCGCCUGAACAGAUUACAGAUAUUGUAUACGAGGAUGCGUUUAACAAGUUUGUCGAUGAGAUCAAUGCUCUGGCAGCUUAUCAGUGGUGGGAGGGAUCAAUUUGUAGUAUUCUGUGUAUACUUUCCUACCCCUUGGCGUGGUCCUGGCAACAGUGGCGCCGAAGAAAAAAGUUACAACGACUACGUGAGUUUGUUCGAUCUGAAUAUGAUCAUUCGUGCUUACGGUCGUGCCGUUCACGUGCCCUUUACGAAGGGCUGAAGGUAGCUGCCACUCCAGAUUUAAUGCUGGGUUAUUUGGAUUUUUACCUUGGUGGGGAUGAGAAAAGGCCCGAUCUGCCCACUCGUCUUCAUCAAAGGUUUCCAAUGUCCUUGAUUUUUGGCGGUGAUGGAAGUUACAUGGCUCCAUUUUCACUUCACAGUGAUAGUGUAGUCACAAGUCUUAUAAGCCAGGUUGUACCAUCAUCAAUAUGGCACCGUCUUGUUGCUGGACUGAAUGCCCAGCUGCGUUUGGUUCGUCAUGGAAAUUUGAAAGUAACCUUUCUUCCUAUGCUCAAAUGGCUUGAAACUCAUGCAAAUCCUGCCUUAGACACAUACCAUGUACGUGUUGACCUUGCAUGGUUCCAAGCUACAGCAUUAGGAUACUGUCAAUACGGCCUUGUUAUUCAUGCUGUGGGGGGAGAAGCAGUGGCUGCUGAACUUCAAGGUGGCUCUAGAAUAAUAUUUGAUCAACAUUCAUUAAAUCAGAAUGUAGAUGCUGACUCUCAACUAGGCCACUCAAGGAACAAUGAUGCUUAUAUGUGUAAAAGUAUAACCGGUGGAAUUCUCAAUGUUGACAACUUGAUGACGCUCAAAGACAGGAGUGACUUGUUUCAUCCUCUGUCUCUUAUCUUGCACAACACUAAACCGGUUGGACAUCAGGAUUUUGUUGGUUUGGUCAUCUCAAUAUUGCUUCUUGCAGAUUUUAGCUUAGUGUUGCUUACGUCUCUCCAGCUAUAUUCUUACUCUAUGGUCGACAUUUUGUUAGUCUUGUUUGUUCUUCCUCUUGGAAUACUGGCACCAUUUCCAGCUGGGAUAAAUGCUCUCUUUAGUCAUGGCCCACGUCGCUCAGCAGGCCUUGCUCGUGUGUAUGCAUUGUGGAACAUUACAUCUCUGGUUAAUGUUGUUGUGGCCUUUGUAUGCGGACUUGUGCAUUAUAAGUCAUCAACAAAAAGACAUCCAAGCAUGCAGCCAUGGAAUUUGGGCGGGGAUGAAACUAGCUGGUGGUUAUUCCCAACUGGACUCGUGUUGUGUAAAUUGAUCCAAGCAAGGCUUGUUGAUUGGCACGUGUCCAUCUUAGAGAUCCAGGAUCGUGCGGUAUACAGCAAAGACCCAACUAUAUUCUGGCAGUGAUGGCAUACGGAUCACCGAAGUGGUCAUGGGAGCUUUUUGCAACUCGAGUUUUUGGGAGUUGAUAAAACGAAGGCUAGAAAGCUAGCCCAUUCUUUGUCGACCAGAUAGAGGAAGCAAGCACAAAGUAGAAUUCCUACAUAUGCAUGCUUGUAGUUUGCUGUUAAUCUUGCGCAGCCAUAACAUUUUCCUUGUAGAUAAGAAGGUUUAAGUGAUCCAUUCAUUAUAGGAUUUAGACACCAUAGGCUUACAACUUUACCAGAGCUAAUCACCGACAUAUACAGAUAGUGGGAUGGGUGAGGGCAAAUGAUCAAAUAUGAAAUUACCCUGUUCGUGGUCCAAUUCGAUGAACACAACAAAUUACCAUUUUUGGCAUUUUUGUUUGAUCUAGUGGGCUGAUGCAUCAUGCCCGCCGUUAGUUGCUGGGGUGAUCUAAAACCCUCAUCAGAGGCUCAAUGUUGGUUUGAUAAGCUAGAAGUUUCCAUCCGAA